GCUCAGUCGGCGCGGGCGGGCGCUCGGGCCUGGAGCUGCCGCGGCGGGAGCGCCAUGGAGCCCUUCCCGCACGAUCGGCUUCAGCUCCCCAGGAAUAUGAUCGAAAACAGUAUGUUUGAGGAAGAACCAGAUGUAGUGGAUUUAGCCAAAGAGCCUUGUUUACAUCCUUUGGAGCCUGAUGAGGUAGAGUAUGAGCCCCGGGGAUCACGCCUGCUGGUGCGGGGCCUUGGUGAGCACGAGAUGGAUGAAGACGAAGAGGACUAUGAGUCAUCUGCCAAGCUGCUGGGCAUGUCCUUCAUGAACAGAAGCUCGGGCCUUCGGAACAGUGCAGGCGGCUACAGGCCGAAUACAGAGGGAGUGUGUUCUGUGCCCUCUGCCAGGACUAUGGUGGUCUGUAUGUUCGUUAUCGUGCUUGCCAUUUCGGUGAUCAUGGUCAUCUAUCUCUUGCCCAGAUGUACCUUUACCAAAGAGGGCUGCCACAGAAGCAACCAGUCAAUGGGACUCAUCCAGCCCAUGGCAACCAAUGGAAAGUUGUUCCCAUGGGCUCAAGCCCGGCUCCCCAUGACCGUCAUGCCGCUCCAUUAUGAACUUCACCUCUGCCCAAACUUAACCUCCAUGACUUUCACAGGCUCAGUAGUCAUUGCUGUUCAGGCAUUGCAGGCGACAUGGAACAUUGUUCUUCACAGCACUGGCCACAACAUCUCAAAAGUUACCUUUAUGUCCAUGGUUUCCAGCCAAGAAAAGCCAGUUGAGUUCCUGGAAUACCCAUUUCAUGAACAAAUCGCCAUAGUUGCUCCCGAGGCCCUUCUCGAAGGGCACAAUUAUUCUUUGAAGAUUGAGUACACAGCCAAUAUAUCCAGCACUUACUAUGGAUUCUACGGCUUCUCCUACCCAGAUGAAAAGAACGAGACCAAGUACUUUGCUGCAACUCAGUUUGAACCCCUGGCUGCAAGAUCUGCUUUUCCUUGUUUUGAUGAACCAUCAUUUAAAGCCACAUUUGUCAUCAAGAUCACAAGAGAGGAACAAUAUACUGCUUUAUCAAAUAUGCCCAAGAAGUCUUCAGUGCAUGUAGGAGAUGGACUUGUUCAGGAUGAGUUUCAUGAGAGUGUGAAGAUGAGCACCUACCUGGUUGCUUUCAUUGUGGGGGAGCUGAAGAACCUGAGUCAUGAUUUAAACGGAACGCUGGUUUCUAUAUAUGUUGUGCCAGAAAAGAUUGGUCAGGUUCACCAUGCCUUGGAAACAACUGUAAAACUUCUUGAGUUUUAUGAGAACUACUUUGAAAUUGAGUAUCCACUUAAGAAAUUGGACCUAGUGGCUAUUCCAGACUUUGAAGCAGGAGCAAUGGAAAAUUGGGGUUUACUAACCUUCCGAGAAGAAACACUUCUGUGUGACAAUAAUACUUCUUCAGUGGCUGAUAAAAAACUCAUCACAAAAAUCAUUGCUCACGAGCUGGCCCAUCAGUGGUUUGGUAAUUUGGUAACGAUGCAGUGGUGGAAUGACCUGUGGCUAAAUGAAGGUUUUGCUACUUUUAUGGAGUAUUUCUCCUUGGAAAAAAUAUUUAAAGAACUCUCCAGUUAUGAAGAUUUCUUAGAUGCUCGAUUCAAAACCAUGAAGAAAGAUUCCUUGAAUUCAUCUCAUCCACUUUCAUCAUCUGUCCGCUCUUCAGAGCAGAUUGAAGAAAUGUUUGAUUCUCUUUCCUAUUUUAAGGGAGCUUCUCUUUUGUUAAUGCUGAAAACUUACCUGAGCGAAGAUAUAUUUCAACAUACAAUUAUUCUGUACUUGCAUAAUCAUAGCUAUGCAUCCAUACAGAGCGAUGAUUUGUGGGAUAGUUUUAAUGAGAUCACAAAUAAAACACUGGAUGUAAAGAAAAUGAUGAAAACAUGGACUCUGCAAAAAGGCUUUCCUUUAGUGACUGUUCAGAGAAAAGGAAAAGAACUUCAUGUACAACAAGAAAGGUUCUUUUUGAAUAUGAAACCUGACGCUCAGCCUUCAGAUGCAAGCUAUCUGUGGCAUAUUCCACUAUCCUAUGUCACUGGAGGAAGAAAUUAUUCGGAUGAUCGAUUGGUGUCAUUACUGGACAAGAAAUCAGACAUCAUCAAUCUCUCAUUGGAAGCUGAGUGGAUCAAAAUCAAUACUUACAUGAGUGGCUACUAUAUUGUAAACUAUGCGGAAGAAGACUGGGAGGCACUGAUCAAACAGCUGCACACAGACCCCACUGUUAUGAGCGACCAAGACCGGGCCAGCCUUAUCAACAACAUCUUUGAACUGGCUGGCCUAGGCAAGGUGCCUCUUGAGAAAGCCUUUGAUUUGAUCGGUUAUCUUGGAAAUGAGAACUGCACUGCGCCCAUCACCGAAACCCUGUUCCAGACAGGCCUCAUCUAUGACCUCCUUGAGAAACUGGGACACGUGGAUCUUGCCUCAAGGCUGGUAACCAGAGUAUUUAAGUUACUCCAAGAUCAAAUUCAGCGUCAGUCUUGGACUGACGACGGCACUGUGUCUGCGCGGGAGCUUCGGGUGGCCCUGCUGGAAUUUGCCUGCACCCACAACCUGGGGAGCUGCCACACCACUGCCAUGAAGCUAUUUGAGAACUGGAUGGCAUCCAAUGGCACUGUGAGCCUCUCUGCCGAUGUCAUGGCCACUGUGUUCAAAGUUGGAGCGAAGACUGAGCAAGGCUGGUCAUUCCUCAAGAGCAAGUACAUCUCCAUGACCUCGGAGACAGAAAAGAAUAAAGUUCUGGAGGCUCUCGCCAGCUCUGAAGAUGUGCGGAAACUUUACUGGUUAAUGAACAGUAGCCUCAAUGGUGAUCCCAUUCGGACCCAGAAACUGUCAUUUAUCAUUCGAACAGUGGGACGACACUUUCCCGGAUACCUCCUGGCCUGGGAUUUUGUCAAGGAAAACUGGAGUAGGCUUGUACAGAAGUUCCACCUUGGCUCUUAUACCAUACAAAGCAUUGUUGCUGGAUCAACUCACCUGUUUUCAACAAAGACACAUUUGUCUGAGGUCCAAACAUUCUUUGAAAGCCAGUCAGAGGCAACCUUCCGACUGCGUUGUGUCCAGGAGGCUUUGGAAGUCAUUCAGCUGAAUAUUCAAUGGAUGGAGAAGAACCUUAAAACCCUGAUGAAGUGGCUAUAGCAUGUUCAGUUGCACCUCACAAUGUCACCCAUUCUGAGAGCUCCAUAACUUGGGCUCUGCUGCUUUUUGCAAAAGGGAAAAAAAAAAAAUGCCACCGUGUGAAGCCUAGAUCACUGUCAAGUUGUUUGCACUCUUAGGAGUUCUAGUUAGCUCAGGGCCUGUCUGUAUUUUUCAUCCGUCUUUUCUGAAUUGUCUAUGAGCAGUGCAUAGUUAUUUAUUAUAGAACUAUCUUCACUUAAACACCAACUAUACACAAUAACAUUAAGUAGGUCUUUAUUUUGAAGGUAUUCAAUUGGGGUUGGAGUGGGCAGGGGGACUCUGCUCUAGAAUCUAGUUUUCUUUCUUAGUACCUAGACAGUUUACCUGAAAUUGACUCAGUAAAACAAGGAAAGCUCUGCCCUUGGAGCAACUGGCUCUGUCGCUGCUUAUUUGUGAACAAUCUGUUGCUACCAGUUGAUAUUGUUUGAAAUUAGUUUUAAAAAUAAUG
Molecule: messenger RNA, 3619 nt
Organism: Suncus etruscus (white-toothed pygmy shrew)
Lineage: Eukaryota; Metazoa; Chordata; Mammalia; Eulipotyphla; Soricidae
Gene: LNPEP
Product: leucyl and cystinyl aminopeptidase
Exons: 18
Coding region: 55-3132 (1025 amino acids)
Biological process (GO): peptide catabolic process; proteolysis
Cellular component (GO): cytoplasm
Molecular function (GO): peptide binding; zinc ion binding; metalloaminopeptidase activity
Source: RefSeq, a predicted model, not a curated record